Rubroshorea leprosula is the source of this 706-nucleotide messenger RNA. The record is from the annotation of a GenBank genome assembly. NCBI's taxonomy places the organism in Eukaryota, Viridiplantae, Streptophyta, Magnoliopsida, Malvales, Dipterocarpaceae.
AACUGGAAAUCCAGAGCUGCGAGUUCAAUCAGGGUGAGCAAUUGAAUGCACUCAAUGUGAUAAAUAUUAAUCAGUGAAUUUGAAGGCUGCUCAGAAGUCAAAAUAGCAUCCCAAGUUUAUUAGGAACUUUUAAAUGGAAGAAUAUCACUCUGUCAACAGUCCUAGAAGAAUCCUUAGUCUUUCAAAGAGGAGAGCAACUGUAUCAUUCUUGGAUCCAGAUGACAAGGCUUCUGGGUUCGGAUUGUCUGGAGAGCAUGGUCCCAAGCCUUCUGAAGUUUAUGGGUUUGUAGGGUCCAUCACAACUGUUAUUGCAACAGUCAUUUUCUUGGUAUGGGCUUAUGUUCCUGAACCUUGGCUACAUUCAAUUGGGAUCUUUGAUUAUCCAAGCAGAUAUUGGGCAUUAGCAAUACCAACAUAUGUUAUGGUAAUAAUAGUGCUUGCUAUUGGAUUUUACGUGGGUCUCAACUUCAUGUCAACCCCUCCACCAACUUCGUUAAAUACAAUAUUUGAUGAAUUUAGCAGAGAACCUUCAAGGUUCCAGCCUCAAAUGGAGGGAGAGGAGCAGCCAAUUGAGCCCAUCUCGGAUAUUAGCGUCAACAAGAUCAAUUUUCUCAUGUUCAAUCAUCAAUGAGAAUAAUACAAGACUUUAUAAUAGGCAAAGGUUUCACACCACACCAAACAUGACUACAGUUUUAUUUUGUAUGUU